CGUGUGAUAAUCAGAUCACUUGCAUUGUGUGUUCCGGGUGCAAGCUCUGCUGGACGACAUUCUCGGGAUGUCGCUGCUCCGGGUGACAUUAUUACUCAGCAGCAUUCAAGUGCUUUCAGCGGCACCAACCUUGUUUCUGCCCAGCAAUGUGACCCUGUCUGAAGACGCCCCUCAGAGCACAUUGGUUGCCAAGAUGAAUGCCACAGCCGCUCAACAUGACAGAAUAGUCGGUGCUCCAUUUAUAGUAAAUUCAAAUCCAGUGGUUCACCCGUUCAUCAUCAUCCCUAAGGCAAAUAACUGGGAGUUGAUAACAACAAAUACACCCAAGCUGAACUUUGAAGCGGUGCCACUGUAUACUCUGCAAAUCCUGGUGGAGGACAGCAAAAAAACAACGGCCACACAGUCCAUUGUUAUCGAAAUUACCCAUGUUAACAAGGCUCCACUCUUUACCGGAACACUGGCCAGACAAGACGCGGAGCUGUAUAUAGCGGAGAACACUGCUGUUUCCACAGUCAUUUACAAAGUGGCAGCCAAGGACCCAGAUAAUGACGUGCUGCAGUAUUCUAUCAGGAUUACUCCGGGCAACUCUGGGUUUCAGAUUGACAACACAGGAACGAUCUCAACCACGCAAAUGUUUGAUUAUGAAAGUAACACAAAGAGCUAUACUCUAACUGUAACCAUAAGUGAUGGGACUCUUGAAAAAUCAGGAAACAUAAAGGUCUAUAUAACUAAUAUAAAUGACAACGAGCCAACUCUGACUUGUGUCUUUUCCAGUAUCACUGAAAACAGUACCAGCAGCACAAAGACAGAGCGAUCUGGAAGCAGAGCUAAUAUUCAGCUGAUUGAGGAACUUCCUAUCGGAACAACAGUUAACACUUGCAAUGGCUUUGAUGCUGAUUUAAUGAAUGAUCUCACAUUUUAUUUGGACCCUGGAAAUCCAUAUUUCACCAUUCACAAAGAGACAGGAACUGUGAUCAUAAUAUCCAUCAUGGACAGUGAGGCUUUUGGGUUUGUCAGCAUUCAGUCCUAUACUGUGAAAGUUUGCGACCGGGACAAUAAAUGUGCAUCAAUAUUAGUCACGGCAACUAUCCUCCCGAUUAAUGACAACCCUCCAUUCUGUGAUCCGUAUUUGUACAGUUUUACGAAUGCAGAGCCUAUUAGAAAAGACACAGUUGUUGCAACAUUGAAUUGCCACGACCCGGAUGUACCUCCAAAUCCCUUGAAAUACCUUCCCAGCAACGGCCCAAUUGGACCAGACAAAUUAUUUCAACAAACCGGCAACCCAAAUGUUAUAAAGGUAAAUGAAAAUUUGGUGUAUGAUACUGAUCCAGUGACAACAUAUGAGAUAAUGGUAUCAGUUUCAGACUCAUCUGAUUCAACCCAUACAGUAACUGCAACAAUUAUCGUCUCUGUAACUCCGGUGAACAAUUUUGAUCCAGAAUUCAACCCAACCACAUAUAACUUCACUGUGCAGGAAACAGCAAAAGAGGACACUGUACUAGGGCAAGUGACUGCUACAGACAGAGAUCGACCAGAGUGUAUAACCUAUAGUAUACGAGAUGGGAACUCAGACAUAAUUCAUAGAUUCUGGAUAAACCCCACAUCAGGAAUCAUACAGCUAGUGACCAACCCUGAUUAUGAGAUAAAACCUUCAUACACUAUGACCAUCCAAGCCACAGAUUGUGACCCCAUCAGCCCUCGCAAAGCCCUGGCACAGGUCACAGUUAAUAUAAUAGAAGAGAAUGACGAGGCCCCAGUGUGUAAGCCAUCUAGAUACACGGCUGUCAUUUAUGAUAAUAUCACUGCCGGGAUCAACAUCAACAACUUCAGACUAAACUGCAAGGACAGAGACUCAGAUGAUACGGCCAUGCGGUUUGAGAUUUUCUCAGGGAACAUCAAUAAUCACUUUUCUUUUGAUCCCACCCAUGGCUCUCACAACCCUAAACUUAUAGUGAAAUCUCCUUUUGACUUUGACAAUGGGGCAGAUAUGCAGCAGAGAUACACCCUGAUAGUCCACAUAAUUGAUGACAAUGUUAAGUAUGGUAAUGCCCAGCAUCCGAGAACUGGAACAGCAAUGAUCGAUGUAAGAGUGGUCCGAACUAACACACCCGCUCCACCUACAACUGACUACUAUAAGAGAAAAGGACUUACUAUAGUAAACAAGGAUGUCAAUACGUAUAACCCCUCCGCCUGGUAUGUACCAUUCCUGCUGACUCUCAUGGCCUUGCUCCUGGCUGCUCUGUUUGCCUGGGCUUGCCAUCUGAUAUGGAAAUACACCAACUUGAAAGCACUGUGCCAAAAUGUGAGGAACAAGGUGACUAAUAAAAGAGUCAAGACAUACAAACCAGGAACAAAAAAGGAGAAAGUUGAAAAAAUCACAGAAACUACAACCUAUGAACCCAUUUUCCAUGGAGAAGCCGUUGAUCCAGUCACAGGAAACACUUAUGAAUUUAACAACAAGUCUGGAGCAAGGCGCUGGAAGUCCGAGCAAUCCAAAGACAGCAAUAUGACACUUACAGACAUCUCCACCGUUACAGAAGCCCUGCCUUCUUAUCCGCCCACCGUUCCUGCUGUUAAUGUCACCUAAGAAGGGACUUCAAAUUUUAGUAGAGGAUAUUCUUGAAUGAUUUUUUUUUUUUUUUUUAAGUUUAAGAAAAGCUACUUUUUGAUUAGAUUGCAGUCAUCAUUUUGUGUUCAGGCAACAAAUAAGAAAUCUAUCCAGUGGAAAAACCAAAAUGAACCUUUGGCUGAGUCGAGUCCAGGAAAAAGCUAAAUAUAAUUGUUAUUGCUUUCUAGAAAAUAUUGCCACUUUUCUGAUGCUUAAAAGUCUAAUUCAUUUGCCCUAAUUUCUAAUUUCCCUGUUGCUAGAUAAAACAAAUUGUUUACCCACAUGGCACCAAAUCAUGUACAGUACCUGUACCUCAUUUGACUUCAAGUGGUUGUACCCCAAUACCGCUUUUUUUAAGAGCUGAUGUUCGGCUCUCUUGUAUAAACAACCAAUGCGGAAGCCACUCGGCUGUAAUUACAAGCAGCAGGAGGGGACAUCCCCCCUUCCCGCCACUCGCCCCGGGCUCUCCCGUCCCACUGGGAGACCCGAGCAACCAGCCAGCAUGUCCACCGGCUGGCCGGAGACCCGACUUUGAUCGGGUCUGGGAUAUUGUAACCUGGAAGUAACGUCAUGACAUCACGUCCUGUUUACUCUGGAACCAAUGGCUCCAGUUUUCAAAAAUCUACAUUUUUCACAAACGCCAAUCUUGCCUUUUUGAAUGUUUUCAAGUGCAAAGGAGGGGUGAGGGGUCUUAUAGACCCCAGAUCAGAUCCCUCCAUAAAGAGUAUCUGUCAUGUGCCUAUUGGUGUCACAGGGAUGUUUACAUUUCUUGUGACAGCAAUAAAAGUGAUCAAAAAUGCAAAACUGUGUUUUUGUUUUAUGAUAAAGAAGUGGGAAUUAUAGGGGUUAUUUCUGAUGAUGGCAUGAUAUUUUUUUUAUAGGUUAACCCAUAUAAUUUUCAUAGAACAGCAGUCAUCUUGUUCAACUUUUUUUUUGGAGUGCAUUCUUCACAAUGCCCCUUGUUUUUCAGCAUACAGUAUAUAUGAGAAAAUGCGUGUUACAAAAACCAUGUUCUUUAAGAAAACGCAAUUUUUUCCCCUUGGCCACCACUCAGCCAUACCACUGUGGCACACUUAGCUCACAGUAAACUGUCUCUACCAUGAAAGGGCCAGUUGGUUGUUUUUGCCUUCCAGGCUAAAACUUUUCUUUCCUCCCCUGGCCUCUUGCCAGUAGUUCUGUGCUGUGCUACAAAGUACAAAAUAAAAAAAGACUACAUUACUUACCUUCAAUCUGGAGCUGUCCCCUAAAGUGCAUCCUUUUGCCAUAAAUUGUCCUUAGUCUUCUGGGUUUAAUGACACCCAUCUUCAUUCAACCUGAAGGACUGGGGACAUAAUAUGAAAUAAUGGGCAUCAGGCCCUGCCCUAUCAAGAUUAAGUCACCCCAGUUGUCCUUCAUUCAUUGCUUAUUGAAGGAGAAAGUGGUGCUGAUGUCAGCACAUCAGUGUUGCACUUUGCAUUCACUGAGGACCACCCUAAACUGGAGCAAAGACAAAGAGAAAGAAGACCCAAGGCCAGAUACAAGUCCAAAGGAGAACGAAGAUUUGCAGUCCACGGACCUAGACUGUGGAACGCUUUACCAAC
Rana temporaria (common frog) is the source of this 4188-nucleotide messenger RNA. Its product is annotated as cadherin-related family member 3-like. The transcript is spliced from 19 exons. The record is from RefSeq and is a predicted model, not a curated record. NCBI's taxonomy places the organism in Eukaryota, Metazoa, Chordata, Amphibia, Anura, Ranidae. The coding region runs from base 68 to 2587 and encodes 839 amino acids. Gene Ontology annotation, cellular component: membrane; catenin complex. Gene Ontology annotation, molecular function: calcium ion binding; cadherin binding. Gene Ontology annotation, biological process: homophilic cell-cell adhesion.